Messenger RNA from Phasianus colchicus (ring-necked pheasant), 514 nucleotides. RefSeq lists its product as uncharacterized. Lineage: Eukaryota; Metazoa; Chordata; Aves; Galliformes; Phasianidae. The record is from RefSeq and is a predicted model, not a curated record.
CCAGCACUCAGCCAUGUGCUCCCGUCAGGACAAGGACCAGUGCCACUCACAGGAGCGCUACACCCGGCAGAGCAGCGGCUGUCACAGCUCCGGUGGUGGCUGUCACAGCUCCGGUGGUGGUGGUGGCUGUCACAGCUCCGGUGGUGGCAGUGGUGGCUGUCACAGCUCUGGUAGCAGUGGUGGCUGUCACAGCUCUGGUGGUGGUGGCUGUCACAGCUCCGGUGGCAGCGGUGGCUGUCACAGCUCCGGCGGUUCCAGCUGCCAUGGGAAGCCUCAGGUCCAGUACCACUACUACCACCAGCAGCAGCAGCAGCAGCAGCAGCAGCAGGUCCACCAGCUGCCGUCGCAGAAGAUGAAGUGAUGGAACACCCACAGAGCUCUGCACUCCCCAGGGCAUCCUGCUGAGCCCCCUCUGUGAGCCCCCACGCUGAGGGGCAAUACUGCUGCUCCCCCUUUGCUGCCCCAUGAAGCUGUGCUCAGUCGGGGUGCCAGCAGCACAAUAAAGCAUGAUGUG